AGAUUUCUUACGGCCAUGGCAGCCUGCUUACUACCUCAUGCUAAUGCGAGGAUACACCCAUCUAUGCCAACCUGCAGCAGCUGGCUGUGUGCUGCGGGCUACGGGAGGAUGACGUGGACUAGUGAAGCAGCAGCAGGCAGGAAGUGCGGCUGAGCUGCAGCAUGGUGGCGGAGAUCUCCCCGGCUGUUUUCAGCAAUGCACUACGAGGAGGAGAUGAGCGACCUGAUGGAGGUGCUGCCGCGGGAUCUGGCCGCUAUAUUCUCGGACACGUACACUGAGGAGGAGCGCUAUAUGUUCUGCGGCCAGGAGCUGCGCAUCACCCAGCACUAUGGAGCGAAUCUCGGGGUGGCAGCGCAGGUUUGGGACGCUGCGUUACAUAUGUGCCAAUACUUUGAAGAAGAGAAGCUGAAUUUUAAAGGAAAGAAAAUUAUUGAGCUGGGAGCUGGAACUGGCAUAGUGGGAAUUCUUAUGUCUAAACUGGGUGGCCAUGUGACUCUGACAGAUCUUCCACAUAUACUUCCACAGAUUAAGAAGAAUGUGUCUGCCAAUAUCCCAUAUGAUCACGAGCCAAACGUUUGUGCAUUGUCCUGGGGACUGGACCAAGUGCAUUUUCCGCAAAACUAUGACUUUGUCAUCGGAGCUGACAUUGUGUACUUAAAGGAGACCUACGACCUUCUUCUCCACACAUUGCAGCACCUCUCUGGUCCUCGCACCACAAUACUCCUAUCUUCUAAAAUGAGGAAGGAGCAUGGCACGUUGGACUUUUUCCAGGAUUUCCUCCCACAACAUUUUAAUCUAGAACUUGUUAAAAUGAAUGUGGAGAAAGACCUAAACCUCUACAGAGUUACUCAGUUUCAGAACUGACAGGAAACAUUUUUUUCAUUUAUUAAUGGACAGAAUCUCUAAUCCCAUUCCAUGCAAUCAAACCAAACAGCAAUGUGAAAUCUUAUGCAGCUUUUUAAUACUUGGUUUUAGCCCUUUGUUGUUAAUGUUAGUGGUUUUGUAAAGCGAAAAGCACAAAUAACAAGUACAAUGUGGUUGACAGCAGUGUGACAUGUAAGAUUACUGUAGAUUGUCUUGAACUACUUCAGAUCUUCCUAAAUAUACUGCAUUUGUUUCUACAUUCCUUCUGUGCUUUUAAUCCAUGUCUUUAUAUAAUCAUUAUUUUCAUUACCCUUGCAUGCAUUCGUAGAUGCUUUGUGGAUACUUGUACCUGGUUUUGAGUCAGAGCUUGGUCAUAACUCACAGUAAUGACACACAAAACCACGCUUCUUCAUAAUAUAAUAUAUUGAUAGAAAAACGUAGCUGAAAGAUAAAACCCAGCUGAAAGAUAAAACCCAUUUGAAUCAUUUUUGAAAUAUUUUUUAUUAGAGUAGUAAUUUUCAAA
This is a messenger RNA of Pseudophryne corroboree (corroboree frog), 1387 nucleotides long. RefSeq names its product EEF1A lysine methyltransferase 3 (gene EEF1AKMT3). Gene Ontology annotation, molecular function: protein-lysine N-methyltransferase activity. Gene Ontology annotation, cellular component: cytosol; cytoplasm. Lineage: Eukaryota; Metazoa; Chordata; Amphibia; Anura; Myobatrachidae. The record is from RefSeq and is a predicted model, not a curated record. The transcript is spliced from 3 exons. Gene Ontology annotation, biological process: peptidyl-lysine methylation. The coding region runs from base 196 to 864 and encodes 222 amino acids.